Molecule: messenger RNA, 204 nt
Organism: Eimeria maxima
Lineage: Eukaryota; Apicomplexa; Conoidasida; Eucoccidiorida; Eimeriidae
Exons: 2
Coding region: 1-204 (67 amino acids)
Source: RefSeq, a predicted model, not a curated record
AUGAUGUCGUCGUGCCAGGUUGAUGGGGCUCAAAGCGUGCCCGAAGUGGUGGACCUGUACAAGCGUAAAGCAAGGCUGUGGAUGUUCAUUACCUUAGCGCUCUUAGGACUCGGGGAUAUGCAGGCACAGAAUAAACAUCAUGCUUACAAACUUGCCAUGCCACAACGGAUAACUCGUACCAUGGCAAGUACGAAUGCAAGCUGA